Molecule: messenger RNA, 2475 nt
Organism: Python bivittatus (Burmese python)
Lineage: Eukaryota; Metazoa; Chordata; Lepidosauria; Squamata; Pythonidae
Source: RefSeq, a predicted model, not a curated record
AUGGCUGAUGACACGGAUGAGGAGUCAUCCAAAUUGGAGAAAAAAUCAGAGCACAGAAAAUCCAGCAUACGAAAUCGAUUCAGUUUAUUUUCUUGGGGAACCAAAAAGGUGAAAGAAGAUCCAGCGGAACCAGGACAACCUAUUUUGACUUCACACACAAAUGACUGGCACCUGGCAAAUCCCGAAAAGGAAUCCAUCACCAUUGUACUGCACAGUGCCUCCAACCUGCCCUCAACCCGCAAGGGAAAUGUUCCCCGCCCGUACGUCAUUGUCAAAACCACUUCAGAUGAAGACAGCAAACAGCCAACUCAGGGAGUGACCCAUGUCCCUGAACAACCAACUUACGCUCCAGCCUGGGAAGAAAGGGUGACAGUGGAAAUUGACUCCAUCAAGGCAGGCGAAGAAGAUGUGUCUCUCACUAUAGCUGACAAGGACACCAAGGAAGUUCUUGCAAAAUACAACAUUCCUGUAAAAUACCUACGUCCCUUUCAUCAUUAUCACUGUGCCCUGGUGCUGCCUCGGAAGAAGGACCCAACAGGAACCAAGUUAUAUGCUUCCAUCAUUCGUAAACGCAGCCUCAUCCCACGCUAUGCUGGAGUGACCUACACAGGGCUGGAGGUUUUCCUCAAGGGAAUCAAUGAGCCUCUUUCACAUCCUGAUGGCAAUAUCAAAGCUGUUGCUAGAAUAGUAAACAACAUUGGAGCUUACACAAAGCAGAUGGAAGCUCGGUUACCGGAUGCUCCGGCAGUUCCCUUGACUGUGGUGAAUUUCCCAGAUCCUGUAAUAGAGGAUUUUGAUGUCCCACGGGUCAACAACCAUGGAUACCCACAGGUUUCUUCACUUGGUGGGCCUCCUAAACAACCCAUGUGGAAUACAUCCUACUUGUUUCAAGGAAGGGAUGGUGCUACUGCUUUCUCAGACGAUACUGCCUUGCUAAUUGAAUACUACAAAUCAACACCAGGAGAAGAUCUGGAAGGCACAUCAAAGUUUUUAGGUUUCUCCGUGCUGCCACUGACCAACCGGGUUUACCGAAAGCUUGUGGCAGAUAGCAGCAGAAAUGGAAUUAGGGUAGAAAACCUACCCAUCCAGGAUACCAAUAUGAAAACCACGUCUGGUGGAAUCCCAACUGUCCAACUUGGUCUUCACUUGAUCAAUUCAGAGAGGCCAGAUGUAUUUUUGACUUCAUCAACCACAAGUGGUCUUCCCGUCCUGGAUCCAAAGUUGGUGGGACAGCUUGGGACUAUCAAGGAACCAUGGACAAGACCAUCUUCCAAAACCGAACAGAAGACCUCUGUCGUUUCAGCCAUAGAUGAUGGCUCUUACAUUGAACCUGAUCGUAAGUCUUCCUACUCUGACCUGGUAGAGAUGCAAAAGAAGGGGUUGCCAUCACAUGAUGCUGUAGCCAAGAUCCUGCCUGAGAAACAUAUCAUCAGGCCAGUCAUUGAAGAGGUCCAAGAACUGGAAACAGACAAUUACCGCACAGCCCUGCAAAAGAUGGCGGAUGACAUCAUGUCUUUGCGCCGUCAUGUUUCCACACUGGAGGCGGAAAACAGUGCAUUGAGGCGUAACCUCUCCUUGCAUGAGGAUGUCGGCCGGGCCCUCUUUCAAGACAUUGACCUGGAUGUUAUGACCAAGGCAGAAAUAGUCGACAGAAUACUGCUUCUCAAGCACAAAUUAUCUUCUGGGGCUCGGGAGAUGGCCCGGAUGAAGGAUCGGGUACAAAGACUGCAAAACGAACUGAUUCGGAAAAAUGACAGAGAAAAAGACUUGGUGAUGUUGCAAAGAGCUCAUCAACAGCAGCAGAUGGUGCUUCGGAAAUACCAAGCCAAGAUAGCCAAGAUGCAAGCCCUUGAGGAUGCAGUCAGACAGCAGGAAAAGGUAAUCGAGAGGAUGGAGAAGAUGCUGGAAGAAAAGAUGAAGGAACAGUUCAAAGAAAUCCAUUUUGGAGAUUUAUCCAGAAAGACUGUCUCAGGUGACAACUGGCCCAAAGAUCUCUACUCCACCCUGUUGAUGGAGAACAUGAGGCUACGGGAUGAACUGGGGAAAUCUUCUUUUCGUUCACCCAUCAUAUUGCAGCAGCAGGCAUUACCAGAGGCGUUUUCCAGCUCAGAAAAGCUCUCGUUGAUCUCAAAACUGGAGAAGGCUGAGGCACGCAUCCUUGCCAUGGAAUGCCAGCUGGAGGACUCUGCCAGGAAGUGGGGGCGAGAGAAGCAGAAUUACAGCACUCGUCUGCUUGAAAACGACCUUAGGUUUGACCAGUCGCCAUCCUCGAUCAUGAUUCAUGAUCUUUUUCUGGAUGAGAAGGAAGGGAGAGGGGAUGAAGAACAGAAGAAUGCAAAGUCAGGGAAGGACACACAGAAGUAGUCAAUUAUGGGGCCGAAUCUGCUUAUAGAAACCACAUUCACCAAUACAACUCAUCGGAGUGCACACCCUUUGACUUAGUUCUGGGAAACCCUGGAAUUCUACCUACUACAG